This is a messenger RNA of Maniola jurtina (meadow brown), 3188 nucleotides long. RefSeq lists its product as uncharacterized. Gene Ontology annotation, biological process: DNA integration; DNA recombination. The coding region runs from base 1216 to 2955 and encodes 579 amino acids. Gene Ontology annotation, molecular function: DNA binding. The record is from RefSeq and is a predicted model, not a curated record. Lineage: Eukaryota; Metazoa; Arthropoda; Insecta; Lepidoptera; Nymphalidae. The transcript is spliced from 2 exons.
CGAUCGAAAGCGUAGCAAACCGGGUUUCAAUCCUCGCCUCUAAGAGUGACCGAGGCACUUCCGAACUAAACGAGUCUUUCGAAUCAGUACCAGACAGUACCGAACCCGAGGAUGUAUUUGAAAGUCCCUCUCUGAAUGUUCUACCCCAGGAAAACACCUCAUCAUCAAGCACCCCAAUGGAUGCCGAUUCUGAAGAAGCUACAUUAGUGGCGCAAAUCGCCGAGGCCCAGCGACGACUGGCCACUAUUAAGGGAACCAACAGUAUUCCACAGUGUGACUUUUCACCAUCCACAACGGAAGCUGAACCCAAACUGGCCAAGGCUGAUCCGAACCUCGUGGAUCAAGGUCGAAAGUGCCAACGACUGAAUGAGGACGGAUGGAAGAAUAUUAGAUAUGCCGACGUGCAAAAAACCUUCCAUGCUACGCCAGUGUUUGCGGCACUUAAGGUAAACAGUCAUUUAGCAACAUUGACACCUAACUGGUCUUCAACAGCACAACUAGAGAAGACAGAUAUGACCCUGGGGGCCAUUACAUAUGGGUUGCUGCUGCAAAGAAAAGCGUUCCAGGAAGCCUGCCAAAAAAUGGAUCCUAACACCCGCAGGGAAAUCCAAGAUCGUAUGCUUGGCGCAGACAGCCCUUUUAGGAAAAUUUCUGACGGGCUACUGCAAUACUCUUGUGGCAGAAGGGCCGAAAUCAUUCAAGCCCGAAGAGAGAUCUACAAACCUGCGAACAAAGUACUGAGCAAUAUUCUUCAUGACAUACCACCCUCUGACAAUCACCUAUUUUCUGAAGAAAAAUUAUCCGAAGUGAUAAAGGAUCAGGGGGGGGCACAUAAGAUCUUUCCGAAGAAAACUAGUCCCAAUAAUAAGACUGGAAAGAAGAAUUCAACCUCAAAAGGAUCUAAAAACUUUAAAGAGUAUAGUCACAAAAUUAAAAAACAGCGUAAUUUUCGUGACUUUCGCUCAAAACAAGAUAGUGGCACGUCCGGUACUAACAAAGCCAAGACCUCUCAAACCACUACAAAGAAGCCCUAAUUUGCAGACGCAUGCAGAUCGCAGCAAAAUCACUCCCGGACAUACAAAGAUACAAAAAGUACCCGUUGCCGGAUCUAGUAAAGGAAGAACUAAACUGGUGGCUCCAAAAUAUUACGGAAACAUCGGAUAUUCAAGUCGCCCCAGCAUCAAUCUUCAUAGCCACCGAUGCCUCAGACAUUGGAUGGGGCGCUAUAAUAAACGGAAAGAAGCUGUCGGGUCACUGGAGUAUCUCUCAAAGUCAUUGGCAUUGCAAUCAAAAGGAAUUAUGGACCUUAUUCGAUGCGCUUCGUUUGAACCUAGAAGAGGUCUCGGGAAGAACAAUCUUAUUUCAGACCGACAACAGAACAGCGGCCUCCUACAUAAGGAAACAGGGUGGGACGAAAUCAAAAAAACUCCUAAGCAUUGCCUCAAAAAUCCUGAAUCUAGCACAGCAACACAAAAUCACCAUUAUUCCAAAAUACCUGCCAGGCAGAUACAACGGAGUAGCCGACUGCCUAUCGCGCCUAAAAGCCCACCAAGAAUGGCACCUCGACCUAACGAUACAGAAGGAAAUAUUUCAAAAAAUGGGAACCCCAGAAAUAGACCUCUUUGCGAGCAAAUCCUCGGCAGUAGUUCCGAGGUAUGUGAGCGAAGACCACAAGGACAAUACGAGCGAAUAUACGGACGCUUUCAGCAGGCCAUGGAAUUACAAAGUGGCCUGGAUCUUCCCACCACCAGCACUAAUUCCACGUGUGCUACAACAUCUGAAUGGUUCCCAAGGACACUACCUCCUAGUGAUACCGAAGUGGGAGAAAGCUUUCUGGAGGGCCGAAGUAAAGAAGAGAGCAAUAUGUCCUCCCUACAGAAUCCAAAAUCUAAAGGACCACCUUCGGGACUUACAAACCAACCUACCACCUCGGAACAUUCAGAACUUGUCUUUGGAGGUAUGGAAAGUACGGGCUGGUCCAAUGAGAUAACAAAUUGGAGUGAAUCGGAACGCACGCUAAUACAAUCAGCCUGGCGACAAUCCACAUUCAAAACCUACCGACCUGCUUGGAGAGCAUGGUUACAAUGGACAUCAGACAACAAUGUAUCUCCAAAAACGCCAAGUCCCGGUGACUUAGCCAGAUACUUAAUUAAUCUUUACAACGUUAAAAAGCUAGCCCCAAGAACUAUACUGGUCCAUAAGUCAGCAAUCUCUACUUUCACAAAGCCUUGUAACACAUCCCCUCUAAGUGAUCAUCCAUUAGUGAAGAAAACCAUUAAAGCAAUCUUAUUGAAAAACCCUCCUAAACGAUGUUCAUAUAUUUGGAACGUAGCUGAUCUUGUAAAUUGGAUGGGCCAGAGAAAAAUCGAGGAUUCCAGUUUAUUUCAAAUCUCACAACAUGUGGCAACUUUGCUACUCCUCGCUACAGGUCGUCGCGUUCAUGACUUAACGCUGCUCCACAUUGACGCGGAACACUGUCAGAUUACAAGAGAGCAAAUCAUAUUCUGGCCCUCGUUUGGGUCAAAAACAGAUAAUGCAAAUUAUCGGCAAUCGGGUUGGUGCCUGUCAAAGAGCGAUAAAACUACGUUUGACCUCUGUUAUUGGAUACCAAAACUGAUAAACAAAUCAGAACAGCGAAGGAAAGCAGACCCAACUUUAACGAACUUAUUCAUCACUACUCGGAACAGAGUCAAAGCAGCAUCUAGAUCUGUAAUAACAGGCUGGUUAAGAUUAAUUCUGAAAGAUGCUAAAAUCAAGGGCUCUCCCGGCAGUUUCAGGUCAGCUGUUGCUACAGACAACUGGGUCAACAAGAACCUGGAUAUUGAUGAGGUGCUACGCAAAGGUAAUUGGCGUAGCAGCUCAACUUUCUUGAAACACUACUUUAAGGAAGUAGAGGCUAGAACAAGAAAUGUUAUUGCAAAUCAAGCAAUGUCUGAUUUAUUUUUUACAAUUUAGAAUGAAUAUAUCUGUGAUUGUGUUAAAGAGUUCAAAUUAAAUAUACUUAUUUAUUAUAUUAGUGAUUACGAUGAAAGAAUUAUAUUAAUUACUAAGAAAAUAAUAUCUUAUUUUCUCAUCCCUAAAUGGAACAUAAUCUUUAAGUGGAUCAUACUCCAUACAUAGUCACAGUACGCUAAGUCAGCGCCGGCAGAUAUUAAACAUCUCACAGUGGGUCAAGCCUAAAGGCUCGA